AUGCAAAUGGAAGAUUAUAUGUUUAGUAGAAAGCUACACUUACCACUUCUGGGUACGAAAUUAAAAAAUAUGUCUGAUGCAGAUUGGAAGCUUCUUGACAGAUAGGUGUUAGAAGUUAUGCAUCUAACACUGUCAAAGAAUAUAGCUUACAAUGUAGCCAAGGAGACAUUGACUACGGAUUUGAUGAAGGUGCAUUUUAAUAUGUAUAAAAAACCUAUAAUGAACAAUAAGGUUUCUCAUGAAGAAAUCCUUCCAUUUGAAAAUGGUUAA
Durio zibethinus is the source of this 270-nucleotide messenger RNA. The record is from RefSeq and is a predicted model, not a curated record. Lineage: Eukaryota; Viridiplantae; Streptophyta; Magnoliopsida; Malvales; Malvaceae.